AUUCUGAAAAUGGGUUCUCAAAAGUUGGUAUUAUGCUUCCUGAAUCCUGCUUGAUGUGGGCAAUUUCAGCAAAUAUUUCUUCGUAAUAUUCACUGCCGCCAUCUCUGGUCUUCUAUCUGCAUGUUAAGUUUAUCUCACUUUUUUAAUUUGAUUACCAUGUCAGGUCCUCGUGGACCACACUGAUCAGAAUCUUGAAGCAGUUCCACAUUCAACUAUUACACCAAAUUGGACAAUCAAUGUUUCCGAUGUGAGGAACAAAGAUAUUAGAAAUAAAUUUCAUUGGUGCUAUUAAUAACAGUGCUUCAACCAUGAUUGACUAUUAUAUAUAAGCAUUUUUAGACUUCUAAUGACUUUCCCUUUAGCUUUUGGUCAACAACAAUAAACCAGUUAUAUAGCAGCGGCAGAAGGUCAUUAGUAUUAAAGUAGUGAAGUAUUAUUAUUGCUUGUGGUAAAGAUUUUGAAUCCACUAGUGAAGACUCGGAACUCUGUCAAUUUCAGGGACAAACAUUUUCAUAUCAAUCUGUCACAUAAGGACAAAGAUUUUCUUAUAAAUCUGUCUCAUAACCAGUUAUCAUGCCAUUUGAUUAUUUGGUGGCAAGUUUUUUAUACAAAACUCUGUCAUGCUGCCAUUCCAGAUUCAUGGAACUCUAUACGUACUAAGAACAGUUAAGGUCAGCAAUAUAUCUUUAGCUGUUUCCGAGAGGGAUAUCAAAGAAUUCUUUUCCUCCUCUGGUGACAUUCAGGAGACUGAGAACACUCAGCUUGCUUUUGUUACUUUCAAGGAUUCACAAGGAGCAGAUACAGCAUCGCUUCUUACAGUGUGUUCAUCUAGCAUGUUGGGAGUCUUAUUUUGAAAACUUGUCGUACUUAGUUCUUUUAAGAGCACUUGAUGCUAACAUAUGAACUUUAUUAGCUCUCAUCAUGUUAAACUAAAUGAAAUGAGACAUCAAAGUUUGCAAAGAGAAUAAAUUAAUUUAGUGAAA
Molecule: messenger RNA, 983 nt
Organism: Rubroshorea leprosula
Lineage: Eukaryota; Viridiplantae; Streptophyta; Magnoliopsida; Malvales; Dipterocarpaceae
Source: the annotation of a GenBank genome assembly